AUGUACCGUUGUCUUCCCUAUCAGCUUGAUUUCAUCCCAGGAUUGUCUCACGCUGUUGAGAAUCCUGUGAACCCACUCAUAACUGAGAACUACCAGCACAUCCUGGCUUUGGCAUUUGCUGUAAAGGAGAUCAAUGAAAAUCCCCAGAUCCUACCAAAUAUUACACUUGGAUUCGGCAUCCAUGACAGCUAUUUGAAUCCAAAUUGGAUUUCUCGUGCCGUAAUGGAAUUUAUUUCUCCCAAAAAAAAAUUUCUCCCCUAUUACAACUGUGAUAUCCAGAACAAUCUACUGGCAGUCAUUGGGGAACUGACAUCUGAAUUCUCCCACUCAAUAUCAACUGUUUUCAAUAUUUACAAGAUUCCACAGCUGAUGUAUAAUUCUGGUUCAGUGAUCAUGGAUAAUCCAAAACUCUUUUCCUUCUACGAAAUGGUUCCAAAUAGAUCCCUUCAGUACAAAGGGAUUCUCCAAUUACUUCAUCACUUCAAGUGGAGAUGGGUUGGAUUCAUUGAAGAGAACGGGGAAAUUUUAGAGUGGUUCAGACAGAACAUGGUUCCUGAAUUUUCCAAGCGUGGCAUCUGUUUUGCUGUCAUGGAAUCCUUCAGCAGCUUGUUUUAUGAUGCUGUGAAGGGGGAUUUUGUCAGAGGUGUCCUGCAAUUUUAUGAUAAGGUCAUGAACAACAAAGCCAAUGUUUUGGUCAUCUGUGGGGAUGUUACGUCCAUGAUCUUACUGAGAUGGUUGUUAAGCCCAGAAAUCAAAAAACAAAAGUCCAAAGGCAAAGUCUGGAUUCUGACAGUCAUGAUGGAGUUAAAAUCCUUUCCUAUGGAACAACGGUGGGACAUACAAGACUUCCAUGGUGCUAUUGCACUUUCCCUUCACUCUAAUGAAAUUUGGGGAUUUCGACCAUUUAUUCAGGAGAGAAAGCCUUCCACCACUGAAACAGAUGGUUUUAUCAAAGACUUUUGGGCUCAGGCAUUUGGCUGUUCAUUCCAGGAUUCUGCUUCAGGCAACAUGAGUGGUGAUAUCUGCACUGGAGAGGAAAAGCUAGAGAACCUUCCUGGGCAUGUCUUCCCAAUGAAUGUAACUGGCUACAGCUACAGCAUCUACAAUGGUGUCUAUGCUGUGGCACAUGCUUUACAUGCCCUGCACUCAUCCAUAUCCAACAGUAAGAGUAUGAUGCUGGGAAAGAGAAGAAAGUUUCAUGAAGAGCAGCCUUGGCAGCUCCACCACUUUCUGAAAUCCGUGUCGUUUAACAACAGUGCUGGUGAAAAGGUGUCCUUUGACCAGAAAGGGGAGCUUGUUCAAGGAUUUGACAUUGUAAAUUGGGUCACAUUUCCCAAUCAGUCUUUCAUUCGAGCAAAGGUUGGGAAGAUGGAUCCCUGGGCACUUCCAGAUGAACAAUUUGCGAUCAGCGAGGUUUCCAUAGUAUGGCACAGCUGGUUUAACCAGGUACAGCCCCUUUCUGUCUGCAGUGCCAGCUGCCAGCCUGGUUACAGUAUGAAAAAGAAGGAAGGGGAGCCCUUCUGCUGCUAUGAUUGCAUCCCAUGCCCCAAAGGGUGGAUAUCUGACCAUGAAGACAUGGCCCAUUGCUUCAAAUGUCCAGAUGAGCAAUAUGCAAACGAGAACCAGGAUUUAUGCAUUCCCAAAACAGUAACUUUCUUGUCUUAUGAAGAACCUUUGGGCAUCAUUUCAACCAUUUCUGCUCUUUCAUUUUCUUUGACCACAGCUCUGGCGCUAAGAAUAUUCAUAAAGCACCGGGAUACUCCAAUAGUCAAAGCCAACAACCAGGACCUCACUUACAUCCUUCUCAUCUCCCUCCUGCUCUGCUUCCUUUGUGCAUUGCUCUUCAUUGGCCAACCUACAAAGGUGACGUGUCUCCUCCGCCAAACAGCUUUUGGCAUUGUCUUCGCAAUGGCAGUUUCUUCUGUGUUGGCAAAAACUAUUACUGUGGUUCUGGCUUUUAUGGCCACCAAGCCAGCAUCCAGGAUCAGGAAGUGGGUGGGGAAAAGCCUGGCCAUCUCCAUUGUCCUUUCUUGCUCCAUUCUCCAAGCGGGCAUCUGCCUGGUGUGGCUUUCCACCUCUCCUCCAUUCCCAGAUACUGACACCCAGUCAAUGACUGAGGAGAUUGUACUGCAAUGUAACGAGUCAUCCCCAAUCAUGUUUUACUGUGUCCUGAGCUACAUGGGCUUGCUAGCCAUGGCCAGCUUCACUGUAGCUUUCUUUGCCCGGAACUUGCCUGACAGUUUCAAUGAAGCCAAGUUCAUCACUUUCAGCAUGUUGGUGUUUUGCAGUGUUUGGAUGUCCUUUGUUCCAACUUACUUGAGCACCAAAGGGAAAUACAUGGUGGCUGUGGAGAUCUUCUCCAUCUUGGCCUCCAGUGCUGGGUUGCUGACUUGUAUCUUCUUCCCCAAAUGCUACAUUAUCUUGUUCAGGCCUGAGCUGAACAAAAGGGAGUUAUUAAAUAGGAGGGAGGAGCACUGAAGAAGAGGUCCAUGCAGCCUUUUUCACUCAACCCUUUCCAAAUUAAAGAAUACAUUGAGAGUGCAAUGGAGCUGCAUGAAGAACAUGUUGAUGUUAUGUAACUGUCAGGAAUUGAUUGACCAGCAGAGGCAGGUGCUGAUAAUGAGGCUCUUUUAAAUGUAAACGCAUGACUGGGCUGGCUGGUUGCCAGACUCUUACAGUUGUU
This is a messenger RNA of Podarcis muralis (Common wall lizard), 2683 nucleotides long. The record is from RefSeq and is a predicted model, not a curated record. Lineage: Eukaryota; Metazoa; Chordata; Lepidosauria; Squamata; Lacertidae.